AUGAGCUUGCUGUCGGAAGCGGAUUUGGCCGUGCGGCGCAACGACGGGCAACGGCUGCAGGCAUCACUCAGCCAGCAGCCCAGCCUACUCACCUAUAGGGACAGCGGCGGCUUCACGCUGCUGCACACGGCAGCAUUCCUGGGCAGCACAGAUUGCCUGCGGAUCUUGCUGGCGGCUGGCGCCAGCGUAGAGGCGGCCAGCACUGAGGAGGGGGCCACAGCUCUGUUCGUUGCUGCGCUUCAGGGCCAUGAGGACUACGUGCGGGAGCUGCUGGCGGCAGGGGCAAACACUGAGGCGGCUGGCACCAAUGGGGCGAGGCCGCUGCAUGUUGCCGCCCUGGGAGGCCACCUGGGCUGCCUGCAGCAGCUGCUGGACGCUGGAGCCAACUGCGACGUUGUGGAUGAUGAUGGGACAACGGCAGUAUUGAUGGCAGCCAGGCAGGGGCAUGCAUCAUGCCUGCAGCAGCUGCUGGCAGCUGGGGCCAACUUUGAUGCCGUAGACCGGCAGCUGACAGCCACCAGAUGA
Chlorella variabilis is the source of this 525-nucleotide messenger RNA. RefSeq lists its product as hypothetical. The record is from RefSeq and is a predicted model, not a curated record. The transcript has 2 exons. NCBI's taxonomy places the organism in Eukaryota, Viridiplantae, Chlorophyta, Trebouxiophyceae, Chlorellales, Chlorellaceae. Gene Ontology annotation, molecular function: protein binding. Bases 1 to 525 code for a protein of 174 amino acids.